Musa acuminata subsp. malaccensis (wild Malaysian banana) is the source of this 3665-nucleotide messenger RNA. RefSeq names its product transcription factor GTE9. NCBI's taxonomy places the organism in Eukaryota, Viridiplantae, Streptophyta, Magnoliopsida, Zingiberales, Musaceae. Gene Ontology annotation, molecular function: protein binding. The record is from RefSeq and is a predicted model, not a curated record.
GAUCGACUCGCGGGGUCUCGUGUGCGCGUGUUGGCGAAGAGAGGAUAGGAGAAAGGCGAAAGGGAGGGCGAAGAAGAGAAGCGAUAUAGGGAGAUAGAGGGUGGUGUCGGUUUCUAGGGUUUUUCUUGGGGGACCGAAAGCGGCUUCGGUCUUCGAUUCAGGUUUUUAAAUCGUUUAUGGUUUCUUUCCCUCUCGCCUUCCGAUUUUUUCUGCUCUCUUGUGGAUAAAUCUGGCUGGGAUUUGGUAUCUUCGAUUUUGUAAGGUUGGUUAAAGGAGAUUCGUUUUGAAUUCUGAGAUAGCAAUCUUUUGGAUCACGGUGUUGGUUUUGACUUUUAGGGUUUCUCCUGCAUGGUGCGAUUCGGUGGUUAGGUUUUCGAUUUUUAGGGGGGUGGGGUGAAGAGAGCUUGGUUGAAAAUUUGAGUACAUUUAGGGUUUUAGCUUGUGAUCUCAGAAGCUCUGAAUUGGUCUUUGUUGUUGGAUUAGUGAAGGAGGAUUUGGGUCAAGUUGGCAUUUGUUUGUAUUUGGUAGCAAGCUCAGGUUUACGGGAUAAUUUUCACUAUUUCUAGUGUAAUUGUGCAUAUUUCAGUGAAAGAUCUUCCGGCCAUAAAUAAUUUGCUAAAUUAUAGAUUCAUCCCAAAUGGCCACUGAUAGAAUAAUAAUACGCCCUUCUUGGUAAAUUUGUCGUUUGUAACCUACAAAGAAAUUAAAAAAAGACAAUCAAGUUAUUUUGCGGCAAAUAAUUUGGAUGCAUUGCAACAGAUAAUGUUGUGCAAUCUUUUCACAUGAUUGAUGUGAACAGACAGAUUGAUUAUAUGGCACCAACGGUUCUUCUAGAGUACACCAAUCAAAAGCAGAUGAAGAAAAGUUCACAAGAUCUUUCCUUUGCAAUGGGGAAGCUGCAGAAAUUAUGUUCCGGUUCUGUCGUCGACUACCAACAUGGAUUAGAGGUGAUGCUUGAAUCGGAAUGUUUUGCGAGCUCAACUCAUGCUGAUUCUAAAGAUUCCACUUCUCCAAAGAGGAAGAGGUGCAUAACCUUAAAUGUGGGCAGAUGCAAUAGUUUUAAUGUACCACUGCAGGUGAUUUGUUUGUCCAAGAUGUCUGGUUUUCAAAAAAAGGAAUUGAAAACGAAACUAAAAUCAGAGCUAGAGCAAACCCAGGUGUUUCAGGAGAAACUGAACUUGAGGAGUGUCUUAAAUGUUGGUGUUACAACAUCAUCUUCUAUUAAUGAGAAUGAGAAAAAAAGUGAUCCCACAGUGCGGAGUGGCUCCCAGAUGAAGCGUGGGAUAUCAGGAAAGUUUGAGUCUUCAAAAACAGCUGAACAUCCAGUUUCUGCGAACAAUUCAAAUUUAGUGUUGAUGAAACAGUGUCAGACACUCCUCAAGCUGUUGAUGUCGCACCAGUAUGGUUGGGUUUUUAACAAACCAGUUGAUCCUAAGAAGUUGAACAUUCCUGAUUAUUACACUGUCAUUAAGCAACCAAUGGAUCUGGGCACCAUCAAGAAAAAAAUAACCUCGGGUGCUUACUCCAGCCCAUGGGGUUUUGUUGCAGAUAUUAGGCUUACUUUUACAAACGCGAUGACAUACAACCCACCGGGUAAUGAUGUCCAUAUCAUGGCAGAUACAGUGAGCAAGUUCUUUGAAACUCGGUGGAAACCAAUAGAAAAAGAGUUAGCUUCAGCAGAUGCACAUGUUAAGAGAGAAACUCAAGCUCCCAAGUCAGUGUCCUCAUCCAAAAAGAGGAAAAUGCCCCUUAAUGACUCCAAUACCCCUGCACCUGAGAGUAUAAUACCCAAGAUGACUGAUGAGGAUAAACAAAGUCUUACCAGACGAUUGGAGUCACUUUUGGCAGAUCUACCAGAUUACAUUAUUGAUUUUCUGAGACGGAACAGUGGAAAUAUGAAUCAGAGUUGCGAGGAAAUAGAAAUUGAUAUUGAGACUCUUGGUGAGGACACACUUUUUGAGUUGCAAAAGCUUCUAGAUAACUAUUUGCAGGAGAGAGAGACAAGACAAGUGAAAGUGAAGCAGUGCAAAGGGGAGGUGAAUGAAAAUGGUGUACACACUUCAGCGAUGUAUUCUUGUAAAGGCAAUGAUUUUGCUGAUGAGGAUGUGGAUAUCUGUGGCGAUGAUCCUCCCAUGUCUUGCUACCCUACUUUAGCAAUAGAAAAGGAUGCAAAGGCUAGAAAUAUUAAGUGUAGCAGUUCAAGCAGUUCAAGUAGCGAUUCAGGUUCUACCGGUGACUCUGACAGUUCCACCGGGAGUGAACCAGAGGAGCAAGUUUCUGUUCCAAAAGAUGCUGCUAAGGAAAAUUCAGGAACUAAGGCAAGUUCUGAUCAAGAGAAAAGUGACGUAAUGAACCCACUUGACUUUAAUAGAACUUGGAGUGGGUUGAGUCAGUCAGAGAAAGAUGCUCAUCCUAGAUCUUUAUUGGUCGAGGCUGAUGAGUGCCAAGAGGGGGAGCAUGCUCCAUCUGAGAGACAAGUCUCCCCACAAAAGCUAUAUAGAGCAGCUUUGCUUAGGAGCCGUUUUGCUGAUACAAUUCUCAAAGCUCGGGAGAAAACUCUUCACCAGGGUGACAAGGGGGACCCUGAAAAACUACGGCGUGAGAGAGAGGAAAUUGAACGACAGCAAAGGGAAGAGAGAGCACGGCUGCAAGCAGAAGCUAAAGCUGCUGAGGAUGCUCGCAGACAAGCUGAAGCAGAAGCUGCAGCUGAAGCUAAGCGCAAAAGAGAGCUCGAGAGAGAAGCAGCACGUCAGGCUUUGCUGAAGGUGGAGAAAACUGUGGACAUCAAUGAGGACUGUCGGAUUCUUAAAGAUCUGGAAAUGCUUAGAACAGCUCCAGCUGAAGAAAUACCGAUGUCCCUUGAUGAGAAGUGCUCAGAUUAUUAUCUGAAUGGCAUAGGGGGCUUCAAACUUGGUGGUAACCCUUUAGAGCAACUUGGGCUAUUCAUUAAAGUCGAUGAUGAAGAAGAGGAAGAGGGUGAACCUAAAGGUGCUCCUGAAAUUGAUGUUGAGGAAGGAGAGAUUGAUUGACUGUAUAAUACUAUAUUGCUUAGAUUUUGCUCUUGGAUCUGGUCAGAACUAUACAUUCUGACAUUUGGAAAAGAUAAUGCAGCUCAAGUGAUUAGUUGGGCUGUUAAGUGUCUUGGUUGUGGAGUGUGCUUCUUCCUGGGGCAUUAAAUUGACUGCUGCUACCGUUCAGUGAAUGGAGAGAUUAAAGGUGGUUCAUUUGCUAUUAAGCCAGCAUUCAGAUUUGGAAGUCCGGUUUUCUGUGAAGUACUUCAGAGUUGGGGAAAGCUGAAAAUUUAUCUAUGGUUCAGAGAGAGGAUUGGCUGAUUUGUUCCUUGGAAACCAAGCAUUUGGCUUUCAUGCUGGGAGAUUGCUUUAUCGAAAUUGUGCAUGAGGUUUCUUAUCUCAUAGCUUCUUUUUCAUAAUUAGGUUUCUUUAUGUUCUCUGAACUGAAAAGAAGCAAAUACAUAGAAACAAAUUCCUUGAUUUUUCUCCUUGAGAUGGUUUACUCUCGAGCAUGACACUAUUUAUGUUAAAAGUUUGCCUAAGAGAUGUACUGGGGCUUUGGGCUUUGUAUGUUGCUGGACAUUGAGUGAGAUUGGAAUCCUCUGCACUCUAAAAAAUCAAUGAAGUGAAAUGAGAGACAUGAAACCUUUUGUA